AUGGUUCUUGGACCACUUGAGUUUGUUAUUGGCGGAGUUUCAGCUUGCGGGGCUGGUUUUUUCACAAAUCCUCUUGAAGUUGCUAAAACAAGAAUGCAGCUGCAGGGAGAAUUGAUGGCUCGAGGCAAUUAUCAGGUUCAUUACAAAAAUGUGGUUCAUGCAUUUUAUGUAAUUGCAAAAAAGGAUGGCAUUUUAGCCCUACAAAAUGGCUUAGUUCCAGCUUUAUGGUACCAACUUUUUAUGAAUGGUAUUCGACUUGGUGUGUAUGAAACAUUAGAUAAUUGGGGAUUUAUAAGAUUGAAUGGCGAACAAGUAUCACCUUUUCGUUCAGUUAUUGCUGCUGGGCUGUCAGGAUGUGUUGGAGCAUUUGUUGGAAGUCCAUUUUUCAUGGUAAAAAUACAAUUGCAAUCAAUGGCAGUAAAAGAUAUAGCUGUUGGUCACCAGCACUGUCACCACAGCAUGAGAGAGGCUAUCAACACAAUAUACAAGCAGCAUGGGUUAUUUGGAUUGUGGCGAGGUGUUUCUUCUUCAGUUCCUAGGGUUAUGGUGGGAUCCGCAACUCAACUCACUACAUUUUCUUUCUUCAAACAAAAGAUAGUUGAUGCUAAAAUAUUCAAAUCACCUCAUGACUGGAAGAAUGGAUUCACAGCAAGCAUGAUCAGUGGGCUUGUUGUUGUAUUUUUUAUGACGCCAUUUGACGUGGUGUCAACACGUGUGUACAAUCAAGGAGUUUGCCCAGAAGGAAAAGGCAUGUUUUACAAUGGAGUCGUUGACUGUUUCAUCAAAGUUUUCAAAUCAGAGGGGCUUUGGGGGUUUUAUAAGGGUUGGGGUGCAUCAUUGUUUCGCGUGGGGCCCCAUACCGUUUUAACGCUAUUGUUUUGGGACCAACUAAAGCAAGCUUGCAGAAACCUCCACAUUGACCACAAACUCAAUUAA
Molecule: messenger RNA, 936 nt
Organism: Helobdella robusta
Lineage: Eukaryota; Metazoa; Annelida; Clitellata; Rhynchobdellida; Glossiphoniidae
Exons: 4
Coding region: 1-936 (311 amino acids)
Source: RefSeq, a predicted model, not a curated record